AUGAUGUUUCGAGAGCAGCCUCAGCGGAAACUUGAUAGUCACCACAGAAUAAAUGCUGACCGGCCUCCAGCUGCAACUGUGAUUAUUAGCGAUAGCAGUGAAAGCAGCGACGGUAGUGAUUCGGAUGAUCAGGAGUGGCCUAUCAAGUGUAUCCUCCGUGAAACAGACACUGAGUAUCUGAUUGAUUGGGAGGGUCCUUACGAUCCAACUUGGGAACCCAAAGCGAACGCGAGUGAACUUGCUGUACAGGUCUGGAACAGGGAGAAAGCUCGGCGAUCAAGGGAACGAAAUCGAAAAUUGACACGCGAGGGGAUCACCAAAUCGCCUAUUGUCAUCGAGGUCUCUUCCUUAUCCCCAGAAGCAAUCAUCGACCUAGGGGACCACUCGCCCUUCGAUAAGGAAAGCAACGAGACCGAGCAGAGCGACACUGAUUACGAUAAUUGUUCAAGCGCUUCCUCGUCGCUAUUUGUGCGACAAGAGGGGCUUCCAGAGUUAGUAGACUCCCUUCGAUCUCAAUACAUUGAAGCCUCGGGCUGCUUUUACCGGACCUCCUCGCCACCCCGGUCUCUCUCCGAAAGUUCUCCGCCCCUGGAGGCUGUAUCCACCAACUCUCUUUCGCAGGCCACUGCUGCGUUUUUUGAAUAUAUCCCCGAGUCAUCUUUUCCGCCUGAAGACCUGCAACCAGGUGAGUGGGACGACGAGAUCGUGUUCGAUACGCAGCAGCGUGAUCCGACUUGUGACUCAAAGGCCGAUUUGGUUAAUAGAUGCUCAUCGCAUCGACAGUACUCUGCGGAAACCAACGGGGUUAUUGAAUUAUCACAUCCGAUCACGCCGGGUCUUGGACUGGGUUCAAAGGUCAUCGAAAUAGCUGAGACACCUGCUCAGCCGCCAGGUUUAGAAGCUGCAUCUGAUUUAUCGUGGCUCGGUUCCUUCCCUGUUGAUAAUCCUCCAUCUCACAACAAUUUGAUUUCUCGGCCUCUUGCCUCGUGCGGCUCAGUUGUCAGAGACUCUGAGUUCGUCCAAUCGACUUACCUGAGCUCAAUCCCAGAGACAGUUCUUCAACAAUUGUCACAAUAUCCAGAACAGCUCGGUGCUGACGGUUUCACUCGACCAGUGUUUUCAUCUUCUAAUCUCCUGGAAGAAGAACUAUCUGCCGAAACCAUGGAAGACAAACAGCCCAAGCUAUCUGACCCUUCUCUCUCCGACGCCCCAUUGGACCGAUACGAUCAAUUGCCAGGGUCUACCCCUGUGGAAAAGAUACGCAACGCCUGGGCACAACUCAACGACGAACAUCACUCUGAGCUAUCGCAAACGGCUAACGCUGUCGAAACUCCAUCCUCAGUUGGGGAUAUCGAAGCUUCGGUCCCUGUGUCUAUCCCCGAAACAACUGCCCCGCUUAGUGUGCGGGCCGACACAGAUUCCUUCUCCCAUUCACAUACUGCAGUUCAUCAUGGUCAUUCUGAAUCUUUACUGCCGCCCUCAGAACUAGCUCACGGAGGCCAUAUGACUCAACAUUCACUCCAAACUAUCCACCCCAGCGCCCUGACCGUCACCGACAUGGAUGAGGUUACGCCCGGUUCAGUCCACCUUGGGCCAUCUGAAUUUGCCGUCACCCUUCCGAUGGAUUCUCGUGUGAAGGAUGACUACGAAAGAGUGCUAUCAGAUGCAGCCACAAACAUACGCCAAUUUUUCGACAGCUUUCAGUCAAAUACUCAAAUUUCUGAGUCUGAGCGAGAGGUUUUGCAUGCACAAAUGCGAGAAGUCAUUGCGCGGUUGAGCAAUGUUUCGACCCAUCCAGACUUAAACAUCACCGACCAUUUGAAGGACCCUGACCCCGACCUUGCGAAAGAGGCAGCCUGGGCAGAAUACUCAAGCGCAAAGUUUCUUCUACUAGGUCAUCUCAUGGAUAUUGUAGGUACGCACGAGCUCCAUCUGAUUCUCGCUGUCGAAGACGAGAAGAAACAGACAGUCCUUGAGCGUUAUCUCCAAGGGAAGGGCUUCACAUACACCAGACCACGUGAAGAGAUGGGCAGCAUCAUGGAAGUUUCCCUAGCCAAGGGGUCGCUGAGCUUUGGAAUUCAUUCCAAUGAGACCGUCCGCGAACUUUACAAACCGCCGUCUGCUAUUUUUGCGUUGGAUUCGUAUUUCAGACCCAAAAGUCCAUCCGUACAGCACAUUCGAACGACUUAUGCUCGGAACGGGAACUUGCUUCCAGUCAUCUGGUUUCUUGUCGCCAACACAGGUGAACAUAUUGAGCGUUGUUUGCCCGAGUCACCGGAGCCCGAUCGAUUGCGUUUACUUGUGCAUUACAUUGCUCGUCUCCAUGAUGAGGUCGGUGAUCUUCAGGAUGAUGCCCUUGGCGUGCAUGAGGACGCAGAAGAAAUUCUUGGGUACCUCUUGGGUAGUGUUGCUGGUUGGCCAUUACCUACCAUUGAGCCUUUGAAUCUUGUGUCCCUGGAGGAGUUAGAGUGCGAGAGCUCUCCUUCAUCUGACGAGGCGACCCAGCCGGCUCAGAAACGCACACUAGACCAUGAACCCGAGGAACACUCGUCAAAGCGCGCACGGGUCGGUACUCAAGAGAACAGCCAGUUGACUGAGUCGACUAAGCCUCCUAGUCAAACAUUGGACCGCGAUUUGCAAUCACUAGAGAAGAAUCUAAUGCAGAUGAAACACAUCCAUGCCACUGAAACGGCUCAGUUUCACGCUGAGCUUUCUCAGGCAUAUUCUCGAUGCCAAGAAAUGGAGAAGGCGCUGGGUAUUCUACAACACCGUUACGAGAGCCGGACCAAGGAACUCCAUGCAACUCGCCUAGAGCGCGAUCGGAUGAAUGAGAAUAAGCCGUCUUUGGAACAGCGCGUCGAGAAACAAAAAGAAACCAUCUCAAGUUUGAAAGAAGAACGGACAGAGCUAAAGCGCGAGCUUGAUGAAGCCAGGCAAGCACUCAAAGAUGGCGGUGGUAGUUCUGCCGAACUGGAGAAAGCCCGCGAGGAAAUCCGCCGCCUCGCCAAAGAGAAUGCGAACCUUGAGCGCAAGGCUGAGUUCGAGAAAAAUCAAGCCGAGUACACCCGAGAGCAAUAUCAGACCGCAUCUACCGCGGCCGCGCAGUCCGGCACAGAAAGUCGCCGUUUAGCCACCGAAAAUGAGAAACUAAAGCGCAAGGCCGAAAGCAACGCCGUCCAACUUCGCCAAUUACACAUGAAGGACGAGUCCGCUCGUCAUCUAGCUCGCAUUGAAGAGCUCGAAUUAAUUCUCGCUACGCGCGACGAAUUCUUACGCAGGAAGGAAGAGGAGCUUCGUGAAAUCCGAAAGAAUCGUCCAUCUACUCGCUCGACUAGCACUCAACCACGAAGCCCCAAGUGGGCCGGCAGCCGUCCGACCAGCCCAGGGAUUGGUCAUAAUGGUAACGGCAAUGGCGGUCUUGGGGGAAGAGGCAGUGCGCUGCGAUACAGUUCGGAGAUGCCUUUCUGA
Penicillium griseofulvum is the source of this 3468-nucleotide messenger RNA. RefSeq lists its product as uncharacterized. The transcript has 5 exons. Gene Ontology annotation, cellular component: cytoskeleton; HDA1 complex. Lineage: Eukaryota; Fungi; Ascomycota; Eurotiomycetes; Eurotiales; Aspergillaceae. The record is from RefSeq and is a predicted model, not a curated record. Bases 1 to 3468 code for a protein of 1155 amino acids.